Messenger RNA from Siniperca chuatsi (mandarin fish), 2605 nucleotides. RefSeq names its product zinc finger protein 618-like. The record is from RefSeq and is a predicted model, not a curated record. Gene Ontology annotation, biological process: regulation of transcription by RNA polymerase II. Gene Ontology annotation, molecular function: DNA binding; protein dimerization activity. The transcript has 2 exons. NCBI's taxonomy places the organism in Eukaryota, Metazoa, Chordata, Actinopteri, Centrarchiformes, Sinipercidae. Bases 261 to 2210 code for a protein of 649 amino acids. Gene Ontology annotation, cellular component: nucleus.
GAGUGAUUAAUUAUUAAACUUUCAGCUUCUGAAAUAGCCUACAUUUUUAGACAGCUCUGAUGGAGCUCGGGAUUUAUCAGGAGGACGGCUGCUUUACUCCAAACUAUUUCACUGUAUGAACCUGGACUGUGUGAGUGCGACCUUUUGGAUGCAUAGAAGAACACAGAACAUUAAUUAACAUCACACCCUGCCCGCGGAUGGGUUGCGGGUGGGUGACAUAAUACAUCAUUAAUUAGGAAAAUAUUAAUUACAUAUAAAAUAUGUGUGAACCUAUUUUAAGCUUCAUUUUUCGUCAGGCACGAAUUAGCAGACUAAAUUCAUUGCACCAACUGCGGGGUCCUCUUGUGUUCAGGGGGAGCAGAAUGGAGGCAAAAAAGAUCCGUGAGAAAAUUAAAAAAGGAGAAUUAAAAACAAAAAUAAAGCAAGGGCAGAAAAGUUCGGUGUGGGAGCGAUUUAGUUUAGUACUUAACCAUGACGAGUCAAGCGCUGGGUAUGUCAUAUGCAACAGCUGCGAAGCGCUGUAUGUAUACGAUAGCCACAUAACUGGUACCUCAAAUAUGGUACAUCAUGUGUGUGCUAAAGCCAGAAGCCAGCCAGGUCAGACAAACACCUGCUUCGUCCGUCGAGACAGCAAAAGAGUAACGCUACCACUGGACGUUAAAUCCAAGUUAGUGGAUGACUGCGUGGACAUGUGUUGCCUGGAUAUGCGCCCAUUCGACAUUUUCACCGGCAAAGGAUUCCUCCAGGUGGCCCAGACACUAAUUAACAUUGGCGCUAAACACGGUGCUGUUGACGCUGAAGCCAUAGUGCCCAAUCGGCAAACAGUGUGUGACAGGGCAAAGCAACAGGCUGCUGCAGAUAAGGAGCAACUAUCUGAAGUCAUCCACAAAGUGAUGGAGGAUGGUGGAAUUGCUGUUACCACAAAUAUGUGGACAGACGAAUUCAACAAGAGGGCAUACACAGUCCUUACAUGUCACUACAUCAGUGAGAAGUGGCACCCGGAGAGUCGCAUUCUGGCUACAGUGGAGUGUGACAGUCAUCUCAAAGAGACCAGCCAAAGUAUCCAUGACCAAAUAACCAAUGUAUUGAUGAAUUAUGGAAUAGGCCUAUUAGCAGACAAAAUAGUUUUCGUCAGUAAUCCGGACCCUUACAUAAAGGCUGCACUUGAGACCUACCAGUGGAUGCCGUGCUCCGCACACAUACUGAACACGGUGCUGAGAGACACGUUCAGUGAGAAUAAUGCACCAGAAGGCAUCAAAGAUGUGGUGGAAAUGUUGGAUAACUGCAAAAGCCUUGUCACAUUUCUGAAGAGAACAGGGGCUGUUGCGAGUUUAGCGCACACUGUGAUUCAAGAAUGUGAAUUUCGCUGGAACAGCAAAGUCCACAUGCUGGAAUCUAUACUGAAACAGUACAGUGACAUCAGAAAGCUCCUGGAAGACAGAUAUCAGCUGCAUCGGAUGGUGGGCAUCUUUCAGGACAAGCUGAUGCACUUGAUCGAGUUCCUCACUCUCUUCAAAUUAGCCAUUAACGAGCUGGAAGGAGAGAGAUACCCGACCAUUCACACGGUGUUGCUCUGGUUUCUCAAACUCAAGAAACACUGCGAGCCCAAGUUUGGAGAUCCAUCAUACAUAGUCCUCCUCCGUGCUCGCGCAUCCAGCCUGCUUGAGGAGACUUUGGUCCUAACUCCCACUCACAAGGUCGCCACGUUUCUCUGUCCCAGAUUUAAAUCACUGAAAAUGCUGUCUCCUGAGGACAGACAGGAGGUGAUGAGGCAAGUGCGGGCUCUUAUAAAUGAAGAACCCAGUGUGAGCCAGAAUGCAGGCACCUCAGUAACCGAUGCAUCAUCAGCGGCAGGACAAGGUGGACAUGACAGCGGACGAGCAAAAAAGCAGAAGGUGGACUUCACAGAAUGGGAAGAUGAGAGACCCAAACUGAUGGAUGAAGUGGAGGAGUACUGCUCCACAAACUUUCUAUUUGAGGAGUCAGAGGAAAAUUUGCUUUCUUUCUGGGAGAAACAAGACCGCUCAUUCCCACGGCUGCAGCACCUUGCAAGGAGAAUCUUAUGCAUUCCUGCAACAAGUGCUGUGAGCGAACGCUCAUUGAGCGCAGCAGGGUGCAAUAGCAUUAUAGAGGCGAGGCGAAAUCGGCUGAAUCCUGGCACAGUGGAUGCUAUUUUAUAUUUGCACAGUGCGAAGAAAAAGUAUAAGUAGAUUACCAUUACGUUAUACUGUACGUUUAGGCUGGAUUGGCACCAGUUUUGGUUCUAGGCUUUAGAAGCUACAACCCUUUUCAUUAAUUUUGAACUGCCUUUGAACGUAUUAGCUCUUAAUUGUUUGUGUUGGGGAGGUUGCAGUGACAUUCAGAAUUAAAGAUGUCAACCUGUGUUCAUUGUGGAAACACCUGUUGCCAUUUUCAUUCUAAAACUUUUCUAAAAUGUUCAUUUAUUUAAAACAAGCCUACUUCAAUAUACUAUGUUACCAUUUAAUUACACUUACAUAUAUCCCACUGAGAAUUAAUGGUAAUGUGAGAUCUGGUGCACAUUAAAGUGUUACACACACUCAUACAUCAGUACAACACACAAUAAAGAAAUCACCUGGAAAGCUCA